UUCCUUUCUGUCUGGCGGCAGCCAUCAGAGGUGAGCCAGGAUGGGUGCUUACAAGUACAUCCAGGAGCUAUGGCGGAAGAAGCAGUCCGAUGUGAUGCGCUUUCUUCUGCGAGUCCGCUGCUGGCAGUACCGCCAGCUCUCUGCGCUGCACAGGGCUCCCCGCCCCACCAGGCCGGAUAAGGCGCGCAGACUGGGAUACAAGGCCAAGCAAGGUUAUGUCAUCUAUCGGGUCCGCGUGCGCCGGGGUGGCCGCAAACGCCCAGUGCCGAAAGGUGCAACCUAUGGCAAGCCCGUCAAUCAUGGUGUUAACCAGCUGAAGUUUGCCAGAAGCCUUCAGUCUGUGGCUGAGGAGCGAGCUGGACGCCACUGUGGGGCCCUGAGGGUCCUGAAUUCUUACUGGGUUGGUGAAGAUUCCACGUACAAAUUCUUUGAAGUGAUCCUCAUUGAUCCAUUCCACAAAGCUAUCCGAAGAAACCCUGACACCCAGUGGAUCACUAAGCCAGUCCACAAGCACAGGGAGAUGCGUGGGCUGACAUCUGCAGGCCGCAAGAGCCGUGGCCUCGGGAAGGGCCACAAGUUCCACCACACUAUUGGUGGCUCUCGCCGUGCUGCUUGGAGAAGGCGCAAUACUCUCCAGCUCCACCGUUACCGCUAAUAUGAGUCAUGUUUGUAAAAUUCAUACCUAAUAAACAAUUUAGGACAGUUACGUCUACUUAAAAGUGUUCUUUGUCUGUUAAAACAGUAGUUGUUUGCAGAUUGUUUCACGAAUGCAUUGUCGAAUUACAAAAGUGAAAGUGCAAUAAUGUUUGAAGACAAGAAGUGACGGUGUAUCUUGUUUCUAAUAAGGUAGACACUUUUGUCUUUGCUUUAUCUCAGUAGGCAGUUGUAUGUCAAUGUUUAAGAUGAUGUGUGGUAUAAUAGAUGUCAAAUUCUUUAAAAGAGGAGCGCUGAGAUUAGCUCUUUCUGUAGACUUUGGUGCAUGUGCUAAAACCUACAACUUUAUUGGGGUGAUGCAGUGCUCUGCUGUUUUAACCUUAAGUGGCUGGGUGGUUUUUUUUGGAGUUUGAUGAGGGUAAAUUAGGAUCACCUUUAAGUGGGAUUUUGCUUGGAAGUUUGUAAGAUGGAAGGGGUACUGUCCUAACCUUUUGUCACGAUCGUAUGCAGAAAAGUUAUGAAGAUCAACUAGAGUCCACAUUUUUAUAUUUAAUUCAGUAUUCAUGUAACCACAGGUUCUGAAAGGAAAAAAUGUUAUAAGUGCCACCGUUUUUAGAAGAAUAAAUGUUGCAAGAGGAUUCUUUUACGAAUGAAACAAAUCUGGGUUAACAACUGAAGCGAUUUCCUUGGUGUCCACAGUAUCAUUUAAAUUCACAUAAAAGGCAAAAGCAUGUUAAAUCGCAUGCCUCCAUUUCUGGGAUGUGUAGAAUCCGGAAUUUGAUGCAGAGUUGUUACCAGUGGUGUUUAGACUGGUGUGCUCUAUCAAAGUUGAUGCAAAUUGAACAUGAGGUCCACAAGCGAGGGAGUUAUCUUAACCUUGAGAUUUGCGAGCUAGUAAUGCUAGGGUGGGAAGACAGUUGGGGCCAUGAGAUAAAUACCUUUCAGAUGUGUGAGGACAAACUUAAAACCUUUAAUCAAAGUUUUAAAAUACUUUGUGAAGUUUAUUUGUGACCAUUAUGAAGCCUCUAGCCUUCUUAGGGAAAAAGUAUGAUUGUCUAAAAGUAUGUCAUUGGUUUCCCCACUAUCCAUCCACUCCCUUAAGGCUACUGAGGAAAGUUAGCUUGGUGUCAGUAGAGGAUUUGGUUUCCAGCCUGACCGUAAGUGUUUUGCAGUUUACUCGUCCCUGGUCGGACUACCUUCAAGAUCCUUAACCAUUCCACGUACUUGCUAGUCCGUCGAUGGUGUCCACGUUUUAAGCAUGCCACAACGUUUUCGUGAGUUUAUUGUUUUGCAUCACAUCUAGACUGGGCUGCUUUUCCCCGGGAUGAAUUUGAGUGUGUAGGAAAUACAGAAGAGGAAUUGCCCCAAUUCUUUCAAAUUCAGAGUUUGCUGACUUAAUAGGUAAUUUGAUUUCAUAAUGUGAUGGCUGGUUUCCCUGAACCAACGUCCUGGUAUUUUCUUUUGGGGCCUCAAAAGGCUCAGUUACAUGAUUGCCAGAAGACAUUUGUAGCAGUCUUCGUAUAUAAAACUUCUUGAUUUCUGAGUUCCCUUCUACUCAAAAAACAAAAAAAAAUCUUAAAACUAUACAUUCUGAUUGUGUGUAGAGGUUGUUCAUCUAAAGGAAUAAAUGUCUAUUAAACUAAA
This is a messenger RNA of Trichechus manatus latirostris (Florida manatee), 2298 nucleotides long. RefSeq names its product ribosomal protein L15 (gene RPL15). The coding region runs from base 41 to 655 and encodes 204 amino acids. The transcript has 4 exons. Gene Ontology annotation, biological process: cytoplasmic translation. Gene Ontology annotation, cellular component: ribosome; cytosolic large ribosomal subunit. The record is from RefSeq and is a predicted model, not a curated record. Lineage: Eukaryota; Metazoa; Chordata; Mammalia; Sirenia; Trichechidae. Gene Ontology annotation, molecular function: RNA binding; structural constituent of ribosome.